This is a messenger RNA of Balaenoptera ricei (Rice's whale), 3199 nucleotides long. It is a transcript of the gene HADHA, whose product is annotated as hydroxyacyl-CoA dehydrogenase trifunctional multienzyme complex subunit alpha. NCBI's taxonomy places the organism in Eukaryota, Metazoa, Chordata, Mammalia, Artiodactyla, Balaenopteridae. The record is from RefSeq and is a predicted model, not a curated record. Bases 525 to 2816 code for a protein of 763 amino acids. Gene Ontology annotation, molecular function: NAD+ binding; enoyl-CoA hydratase activity; long-chain (3S)-3-hydroxyacyl-CoA dehydrogenase (NAD+) activity. Gene Ontology annotation, cellular component: mitochondrion; mitochondrial fatty acid beta-oxidation multienzyme complex. The transcript has 20 exons. Gene Ontology annotation, biological process: fatty acid beta-oxidation.
CGAACUCCACUGCCCCAGGGAGAGGAGGCGGCCGCGGGCGUAGCAGGUGGGAAAGGAAGUGCGGACCUCGCCGGGGAAAGGCCAGGCGGAAAGCCGAGCGCACGCGCCUCCUCACCUUAGCUCGCGGGGGCUCAGACUCCUGCUGCCGGCAAGGUUUGGACCCGAGCGACUGGACUCGACUGGACCAAGGGGCGGGCCCUGCCUAGAAAGGACCCUUCACCCUUCCCACCGGCUCCGCGGGCUUCGCAGGCCUUCCGGGCUGCCCUCCGGCUGCCUGACUGGAAAAUCCGGAACUCUGUCCCCCUCCUCCCUGGCCUGCCUUCCUCCCCGCGGAGAAGGUGUCCUUUCCGCCCCGUUAGCCAGAAGCGAAGGGCGAGGUUAAGGAACCGGCGGCAGCUCGCCAUAGCGGUGUUAGUCAGGCAGUACAUCGGGCGCCUGGCCAGAGCCAGGCUACGGAAAGAAAAGUCCUCUGCUUGGCUCCCACGACUUGAAGCGCCGUCCACUUUCGUCCUUUCCUGCUCAAGAUGGUGGCCUCCCGGGCAGUUGGCAGCCUCAGCCGCUUUACUCCCUCCAGGAUGCUCCGCUGCCCAGGUUAUAUUUGCCGCAACUUUACAAAGUCCUCUGCUUUGCUGACCAGAACCCAUAUUAACUAUGGAGUCAAAGGGGACGUAGCAGUUAUUCGAAUUAACUCACCCAAUUCAAAGGUGAAUACUCUGGGUCAAGAACUGCAUUCAGAGUUCAUAGAAGUAAUGAAUGAAGUCUGGUCUAGCAAUCAAAUCAGAAGUGCUGUCCUUAUCUCAUCAAAGCCAGGGUGCUUCAUUGCAGGUGCUGAUCUCAACAUGUUAACUGCUUGCACGACCCCUCAAGAGGUAACACAAAUAUCACAGGAAGCACAGAAAAUGUUUGAGAAAGUUGAGAAGUCCACAAAGCCUAUUGUGGCUGCCAUCAAUGGAUCCUGCUUAGGAGGAGGACUUGAGCUUGCCAUUUCAUGCCAAUACAGAAUAGCAACAAAAGAUAAGAAAACAGUACUGGGUUCCCCUGAAGUCUUGCUGGGAAUCCUACCAGGAGCGGGAGGCACACAAAGGCUACCCAAAAUGGUGGGUGUGCCUGCUGCUUUUGACAUGAUGCUGACUGGUAGAGGCAUUCGUGCAGACAGAGCAAAGAAAAUGGGACUCGUUGACCAGCUGGUGGAACCGCUGGGACCAGGAAUAAAACCUCCAGAAGAACGGACAAUUGAAUACCUAGAAGAAGUUGCAAUUACUUUUGCUAAAGGACUAGCUGAUAAAAAGAUCUCUCCAAAGAGAGACAAGGGAUUGGUAGAAAAAUUGACAUCGUAUGCCAUGAGUAUUCCAUUUGUCAGGCAACAGAUUUACAAAAAGGUGGAAGAAAAAGUACGAAAGCAGACCAAAGGCCUUUAUCCUGCACCUCUGAAAAUAAUUGAUGUAGUGAAGACUGGGAUUGAGCAAGGGAGUGAUGCUGGCUAUCUCUCUGAAUCUCAGAAAUUUGGAGAGCUUGCAAUGACCAAAGAAUCAAAAGCCUUGAUGGGACUUUACCGUGGUCAGACCCUAUGCAAGAAGAAUAAAUUUGGAGCUCCGCAGAAGGAGGUUAAGCAGCUCGCCAUUCUUGGCGCAGGGCUAAUGGGGGCCGGCAUCGCCCAGGUCUCCGUGGAUAAGGGCCUACAGACUACACUGAAGGAUGCUACGCUAGCCGCGCUGGGGCGAGGACAGCAACAAGUGUUCAAAGGACUGAAUGAUAAAGUGAAGAAGAAAGCACUAACAUCGUUUGAAAGGGACGCCUUUUUCAGCAACUUGACUGGGCAGCUCGAUUACCAGGGUUUUGAAAAGGCUGACAUGGUGAUUGAAGCUGUUUUUGAGGACCUCAGUCUUAAGCACAAAGUGCUCAAGGAAGUAGAAGCAGUGAUUCCAGAUCACUGUGUCUUUGCCAGCAACACAUCUGCUCUCCCAAUCAACGAAAUUGCUGCUAUCAGUAAAAGACCUGAGAAGGUGAUUGGCAUGCACUACUUCUCUCCUGUGGACAAGAUGCAGCUGCUGGAGAUUAUCACAACUCCAAAAACUUCUAAGGACACAACUGCUUCUGCUGUAGAAGUUGGUCUCAAACAGGGGAAGGUCAUCAUUGUGGUUAAGGACGGACCUGGCUUCUAUACCACCAGGUGCCUCGCACCCAUGAUGUCUGAAGUCAUCAGAAUUCUCCAGGAAGGAGUUGGCCCUAAGAAGCUGGAUUCCCUGACCACAAGCUUUGGCUUUCCUGUGGGCGCUGCUACACUGGUGGAUGAAGUUGGCGUGGAUGUAGCAAAACACGUAGCAGAAAAUCUAGGCAAAGUGUUUGGGGAGCGGUUUGCAGGUGGAAGCCUAGAAGUGCUGAAGCAGAUGAUAUCCAAGGGCUUCCUGGGUCGCAAAUCCGGGAAGGGCUUUUACAUCUACCAGGAGGGUGUGAAGAAUAAGAAUUUGAACUCUGACAUACACAGUGUUUUGGCAGGUCUGAAGAUGCCUUCUCAGCCUGAUGUCUCCUCGGACGAAGACAUCCAGUACCGCCUGGUGACCAGAUUUGUGAACGAGGCUGUCCUGUGCCUGCAGGAAGGGGUCUUGGCCACGCCUACAGAGGGAGACAUCGGCGCGGUCUUCGGGCUUGGCUUCCCCCCCUGUCUUGGAGGGCCCUUCCGCUUUGUGGAUCUGUAUGGCGCUCAGAAGAUAGUGGACCGGCUCCGGAAGUACGAGGCUGCCUAUGGAAAACAGUUCACCCCGUGCCAGCUGCUUAUGGACCAUGCCAGCCGCCCUAACAAGAAGUUCUACCAGUGAGCAGGCCCUGAACCCUGCUCGCUCACCCACUAACGCCAGCCGCGGCAGCGCUGGUUCUCGACAGAGUGGCGUCUAGGUUUAUCAGAGUAACCAGAAGGAAAACAAAUUCUGGCAUUGGGUGUGUGCCUUGAUUAAAGUGCCUUCAGCUGUGGGCAUCUCUCCCUCCCAGGGAAGUCUGGCUGUGAAGUAGUUUGUACUUCGUGUUGGAAGGCGGAACCCUCUGUGCUCACGAAUUCGUAAGCCCCGAGGCCCAGAGUAGCAGCGUCCCUGGAGCCAUCCUUGCUGCCUGUUCCUCCCAGGAGACCAGUGGUGGCCAAUGGUGGUGAGGGCAGUUCUGCACCCAGCCAAAUACUUAACAGUAAAAACCAAACACUAUCAGCUUC